This is a messenger RNA of Naegleria lovaniensis, 801 nucleotides long. RefSeq lists its product as uncharacterized. The transcript has a single exon. The record is from RefSeq and is a predicted model, not a curated record. NCBI's taxonomy places the organism in Eukaryota, Heterolobosea, Eutetramitea, Acrasida, Naegleriidae. Bases 1 to 801 code for a protein of 266 amino acids.
AUGCGGUCAACUACAUCUUCAGGUAGUAAGGGAAAGUUACUAGUGGCUGUAGAUAGUAGGCGUCUGAGCUCCUUGGAAUCGGGUGCAUCCAAGUCGUCACCAAGAAAUGAAGAAGGCCAAACUCUCGCCAACAAGGCAAGUCAAAAUCAAUUACUUAAUGAGAGUGAACCGUCGGCAGGACUUUCUCAACAAACGCCAGCUGUUUCAUUCACCCCCAUUACCAUCAUACCUUCGAAUAAGGAUUUAUCGCAUAUUAGAAAACGAAGGAACACAGAUGUGAUGGCUAAUUUACCUCCUAUUGUGCAUGAUGCGACUGGCAGCCAAGAAUAUUUAAAUGCAGAAAACAAUGAAAGAAUUCCCUCUGAAACUGAAGAGGAUGAAGAUUGUUACAUAUUUGCCGACUCAUUUUACUUUGGCUCCUAUGAAGAGCUGGUUCAAACGCCUUCAAAAAGCCGAAGUUUCGACGAGAGACACAAAAAUGCAAAAAUCAUACAUGCCUUUUCUUUGAAACAAGGACUUGAAGUUCCAGACUCAGACUCUGAUGACACAGAUAGUCAAAGUUCAGGUAUCUCAAAAACCAUGUCAUUCUCUUCCUCAAAUGUGAGCGAUUGUUACAAUUCAAGUCAUUUGGGUGCUUUCGCAACCGAGGAUGAAAUGAGACGUUUUGAAAUGGAUGAAUAUAUUAAUCUUCGAACAGUAAUAGCCAAUGAAGAAUUGGAGCAACUUAAAUUGUAUGAAUUUCCUCCUUGGUCUAAAAGAUUUUCAAGCGAUCAUGAUGAGGCCAAGGAUGACCAGUCGUAA